Molecule: messenger RNA, 473 nt
Organism: Caenorhabditis angaria
Lineage: Eukaryota; Metazoa; Nematoda; Chromadorea; Rhabditida; Rhabditidae
Source: the annotation of a GenBank genome assembly
AUGAUUUUGAAGAUUUUAUUCGUGUUUCUCAUAAUUUUCCCGAAUACUGUCUCAAGUAUUUGUGGUGAAAACUAUGUGGUAAAACCAGGAGAUUCUUGUUGGCUCAUCUCAAAAGAUAAUCAAAAAUCGAUUGAGGAACUGAAAAAAUUGAACCCGGAAUUGAAUUGUGAAUCACUUUGGGUUGGAAAAAAGUGAGUUUUUUUUAAAGAAAAAAUCAAAUUCUCAAAAACAAUCAAUAGAAGUUUUUUUAAAGAAUUUGUUUACAACCGACAUGCAAAAAGAUGUAUAGCACAAAAGAAGGCGAUUUCUGCUGGAAAAUUUACACGGAAAAUGGUUUAUCUGAAACUGAAUUUUUCCUUGUCAACCCUGGCUUGAAAUGCGAAACUUUACAGGUUUUUGUUAAAUUUUUCAAUCAUUUUCUAAAUAUCAAGUUUUUGUUGCAGAUUGGUCAGCGACUUUGUGUUGGACUUUAA